GGAGUCUGGAGAAGAAGGACUGCGGCAUACAGUAAUAGGCCAUGAUGGGCCCCAGAACGACAGUCAGGCUCUGUUACCGAGACCAGGCUUAGUCGUUGACGAUCUCUUCGAUCUCGACCCUCGUUUGAUGAUCCACCAUCGUCCAACGUCCACUACAAGUGCCCUUCUCCGCCUCACAUACAUACUACUCGUACUCUCGUUGACCCGAACCUGGCCGCCACCACAUUGCGAUGGGGCGAAUCUAAACAAUCAGCGUUCGUUGGGCGGGUUGGUUCUGUAUUCACCCUCUUUCAGCCCUCUGCUGGCACUGCCUUCGUUUGCCUCUCCUCCAGUGCUCCAUUCACUUGAGCCUUGCGGACGACAUGCUUUUAUGACACUUACUACAUUCAUAGCUGUACAGACAAGGCGAAACACAAUAUGAGCUAAAUCAUGGGUUGCUGUUCAUCAAGACCUGACAACUCUGAUGCCGCUCAACAUGCGCGCACACCCGCCCCUCCUCCCGUUCGACAUUCCCCUCAGGCGAUAACCUCUCAGACCGCCAUCAACGGCGCAGCGCAGGACGCCCAUAUCAGCAACCUCGCCCCUCCCUCUGGCCUAUCCAUACAACAGAGCGAGACUUCUCGCUCCGCCCUCUCGACACCCCGACACUCCGCGCACAAUUCCUCUCGAUCACGUCCAACCCGCCCACUCUCACUAGCAGAGCAUUUCAACCUCCCCCUCCAACCCCCCAAGCCAUGGACAAGCAAGGACAGAACAUGGACACGCACCCAGCUACGACGAGAAAGAUAUGAGUUCUUCGAGACGCGCGUGACUGGACGACACGAGGUUUGGGAAGGUCUUAAACAAACAAUCGAAUGUCUGCGCGAAGGUGAUCUCGCAGAUGCACAGGGCAUUCUUGACGCUCUUGCCGUGACAUUACCAACUGGCCGUCUCGAGGAAGGCGCGUACGAUGAACACGGAAACCUAUACAAGAUGCCGGAGGCGGUCAUUUCUGACCCCACAGACGUCGUUGAAGACAUUGCCGACAUGGACAGCCAGACCGUCACUGGGACCGGCGACAUCGAUGUUCUUGCUGCGAAACUGGAAGCCGCGGAGGGUUCGAACUCGGACUUGAGCAAAGACCCGUCGAAUGCCGAGAAGACGAAAGAAGCCAAGGGCAAGGCCGCUGUCGACAAAGAUGCAGUGAAAGUCCGGUGUCGCCUCAGUGACCGUGGUGGACCAGAUGUGGUUGUGCUGCUGGGGAAGAGUGAACGAGUGGGAACGCUUGCUUGGAGGAUAAGAGACGAGGCUGAGGUUCCCAAACUGGCGAGCAUUCGUGUGGCGUAUCUCGGCAAGAUUCUCGAUGACAAGCUCACACUUUCCGAGCAGGGCUGGAAAGAGGGGCACGUUGUUCAGGCACUGAUUGUUGGGAGAUUUGCCACAUGACUACCUUCGACUACUCCUAAUACUCGUCGAUGAUCGCCUGUUUAGCGGGAGCGCUACCUUGAUGUCCUGCUCUCGCAUCAUCUGACGAGGACUGUUCGAAGCCCAUGAACUUUUGAAUAGCGGCCGGGGAUUGCUUUCAAUGGCCGGCCCAGGCGUCACCUCAUUUGAUGGGGAAGUUUGUACAUUGUGAGCACCGUAUUCGGACCCAGGCCGGAGUUUUGGUGGGAGAGUCAGCGGUCCAUAUUUUGUCUCUUGCCAGCGACAUUUACAAUAUCGGAUCCGGAAUACCCUGCACGCUGGAUAUCUAAUUGAAUUCAUGGGACAUGUACAGAGAUGGGGAUGUCACUAGAUGCUUUUGUCGUUGCUUCCAUGUCGGCGUCAAGAAGGAAGGGCAAGAAGAGAUCUAGUGUGGUCGGGUCUCUAUGUAGGGCUAUGAUUUUGUGAGCGUCGCUUGGUUGGGAUUUCAUUUUGCUACGGGACAUACCAUACUGAAUGCGAAGAGGGUGUUUUCUUUUUCCUUGGUGACGGCUAUCUCGCAAUUUCCUUUGAAGCACUGUAGAGGUCAAGGCUGACA
Molecule: messenger RNA, 1999 nt
Organism: Exophiala xenobiotica
Lineage: Eukaryota; Fungi; Ascomycota; Eurotiomycetes; Chaetothyriales; Herpotrichiellaceae
Exons: 3
Coding region: 430-1425 (331 amino acids)
Molecular function (GO): protein binding
Source: RefSeq, a predicted model, not a curated record